AUGCGCCUCCCAUCAAUAGCAUUAGCAUCACUCCUUCUCACAACAGGAACAUGCAUAAAACCACCCGGCAAAGACGCAAUCCUCCUCUCAAACGUACAAUCUCUCACCCUGCGCGCCCACCGCAUGACCAGCUCGCGGCGCGUCUCUCCCAUCCCACAACUCAGCUGCGCCGGCCCCUCGCAGAAAAUAUGCAACCUCUACCAGCCCGAAGUAAUGCGGUGUACAAACCAAGGCUAUGACUACGAUUCAGAAGACGUCCAGUGGACAUGUACCGCCGAUCUACCACCUGAGUUCAAGCUCGGCGCAACGGACGUCAUCUGCGAAGGGUACCGCGAUGCGGACGACAAAUAUGUGCUGAAGGGGAGUUGCGGGGUCGAGUAUCGGAUGCUUCUUACUGAGAAGGGUGAGGAGAGGUUUGGCCGCAGUCAUGGGGACGGGUUUGAUUGGGGGAAGAAGGGCAUGAGCGGGUAUCAAAAGAUAUUGUCUUGGGCUGGGGACUUGAUAUUCUUCGGGUUCAUUGCUGCCGUGGCUAUUUUGAUAUUCUGGCCUUUGCUGGCGGACUGUUUGGGGCUGCGGAGGAAUCGCAGAGCUCCGCGUACUGGGCGGGGAUGGGGAUGGGGUGGGGGAGGAGGGGGUGGUGGUGGUGGCUAUCCAGGACCUCCGCCUCCUUAUAGCCCCUUUGAUACCCAUAAAUCCGAUACUCGUAACCAGAGCUGGACGCCCGGCUUUUGGUCUGGGGCUCUAGGCGGUGCUGCUGCUGGUUAUGGGAUGGGGCGACGAGCUGGUACCGGGAGACCUGCGGCACAAACAAGCAGAUCCGGUGGUUAUGACCCAGGUGAAGGCAGCUCGCGCUCGCCGCAGUUUUCGUCUACAACUGCCAGCACUGGGUUUGGGUCAACCAGGCGCAGGUGA
This is a messenger RNA of Penicillium soppii, 912 nucleotides long. RefSeq names its product DUF1183 domain protein. Gene Ontology annotation, cellular component: endoplasmic reticulum membrane. The transcript has a single exon. Bases 1 to 912 code for a protein of 303 amino acids. Gene Ontology annotation, biological process: regulation of store-operated calcium entry. NCBI's taxonomy places the organism in Eukaryota, Fungi, Ascomycota, Eurotiomycetes, Eurotiales, Aspergillaceae. The record is from RefSeq and is a predicted model, not a curated record.